Molecule: messenger RNA, 5341 nt
Organism: Spodoptera frugiperda (fall armyworm)
Lineage: Eukaryota; Metazoa; Arthropoda; Insecta; Lepidoptera; Noctuidae
Gene: l(3)76BDm
Product: trafficking protein particle complex subunit 8
Exons: 18
Coding region: 178-4344 (1388 amino acids)
Biological process (GO): endoplasmic reticulum to Golgi vesicle-mediated transport; protein localization to phagophore assembly site
Cellular component (GO): TRAPPIII protein complex; phagophore assembly site; cytoplasmic vesicle
Source: RefSeq, a predicted model, not a curated record
UCUAAGUGCAUAUACAACUGUCACAGCUGUCAAUAAUAUGAGAAGUAGAAUUCGGCGACAAUUUUUAUCUUCUAAUAAUUUUAAACUAAUUUUAAUCGUAUGAAGCUGUUUGAUUGAUUUGUGUGUGUCCGCAUGAUCUAUUUAAAGGAGUAGAAUAGUGGAAAGACCUUAGACAAUAUGGCUAGACUGGGCAAAACUGCACAAGAAUUCAUUCAAGAUUCAUUUUCACCUAUCAUCGCUGUUCUGUGUAGCCCAAAAGUUGAAAAUGUCGUAUCAAAGAAUAAUUUGUCUUUUACUGAGAUGUUGCAACCGUUCGCUUCUAUGGAUUGGGAAGGGCAAUUCAAAGAUGCAAGUGGUAAUACAUGUUCUAUAAAGAAUUGGAAAUUAAUUAUAAGAGAUGUGAACUGGAAGCCACUACAGCCCACAGAAGCAAGAAGACAAUUAAAUAAUGCUGUGCUACAUAACUAUCAUGACAAAAUUGUGUCCCUCGAAAUAGAUGGGCGAAAAUUUGAUAUUCCCCAAUCAACACACUGGUUUGAUGCCUGGAGAGAAACAUAUUUGGAAGUACAAUUUCCUUCAGACCAUGAAUUCACCAAACACUUCAUAUCUUGUAUUAUAGUUGGUACAACAUUAGAUGACAAUAUAAUAGAUACUUUUAAUAGCUUGAACCAGCAAUAUGCUAUGUUACAAAAUGUGACUCCUCCAAAAUUACCCAAGUGGUUCAACAACAGUGUGUUAAAGUCUUAUCUCCUUCUUCAUGAUGUAUCUGCUGUACCUAAAGAAAAAGCAGAUGCUGCAUUUGAUACUCUGAAGCAAACAUUUGGAGCAAGCAACUGCUUUAUGUUACCAAUUAAUUCUAAAAGUACAUUAGAUCAGAAUGUGCCAACUGAUCUGUGGGCUCAAUUUGUAAAAAGGUCAUCUCAAGGAAAUAAUGAGAUGUCAACAUCACUUACAAACCUACCCACUUCACCAGCUGAACCUCAACCGACAUUCCCCAUAACUGUAACAAACAUACAAGAUGAGAACAGUGCAGCAUUGUCAGCAAUGAAUCCAGACACCUCUCAUCCACUAACAACUACAGAAACUGAUGUUUAUGAUAAUGCAAACAGCCUACAGACUCAUUCCUUCUCUGGUAGCUCAGAAAGCAUGAAUGUGGCUGGCAAAGGUCUGGAUUACUCAACAGAAGUUCAUGGAACAGCUUUGAAUUCAAAUGAUAUUGAAGGUAUCAAGAAAUUCCUGCAAGAAUAUGCUUCAAAAGCAUUGUUGCCCUAUAUGGAAAAGCAAAUAUCGCAGUUAUCUGAAGUUGUUGCAAACAGGAAGGGUGUGAGUAGAUCAUUGCUAUCAGCUACAAAGCGGUGGUUUGGUACUGGAAAGGCAGGAAGUACUACAGGCAACAGCGCUGUCAUAUAUACAAGUGACUGCCCAGAAUUACAACUACGACGAUUGGGCGACCUAUGGUUUUUAUGUCGGCAAUGGCAACGAGCGUUUGACGCCUAUCACACGGCAAAAAGAGAGUUUUAUGCGGACAGUGCGUGGCUUUGUUACGCCGGCGCGCUUGAGAUGGCGGCCAUCAGCGCGUUCAUGGCUGGAGAUUCAAACCGCAAAACACAUGGCUAUAUGGAAGAGAGUAUAGUUACUUAUCUUAACACCUGUAGGAUGGUCCAGUAUGCAGUAAGGGCGACCUUGCUAUCCGUGCUAUGCUUAAGUGGGUCAGGAUUGCAUGGAGAGGCUGCCAAACAAUUGAUACGUAUGACGUCAGAGGACAGUGAUUUGCGUAGUGCCAUGCUUCUCGAACAAGCAGCACUGUGCUUCUUAUCCGGCCCGGCUUCUAAAGGCAUGUGUAGGAAGUACGCUUUCCACAUGGUGUUGGCUGGCCACAGGUUUUCAAAAGCUGGACAAAAGAAGCAUGCAUACCGAUGUUACAAACAAGCCUACCAGGUGUACGAGAGCAGUGGGUGGCGGCUGGCGACGGACCACGUGCAGUUCGCGCUGGGCCGGCUGGCGGCGGCGCUGCGGCUGCCGCGCGACGCGCUGCGCUGGCUGGCCGCGCCGCUCGCGCCCGCCGGGCACCAGCCGCCGCGCCAGCAGGACGCCUUCCUGCGCGAGUACAUGCUGGCGCACCAGCAAUGGGUGGAGAGCAGCGCGGAGCCUCGCCAGGUCCUGGAGACGCUGCCGCUGCCGCUGGCGCUGGUGCGGGAGACGCGCGUGGUGUGCGUGGGGCCGGCGCCGCUGGGCGCCCCGGGCCGGCGCCCCGCCACGUCGCUGCGGCUGGCGCCCGCCGCCGACAGCGAGGGCCCCGCCGCGCCCGCCACCUGGCGCACCCUCGAGGAAAUGCUCCUACAAGUAGCGCAAGGCUCGGUGCCUAUGAUAUUCAAACCCACCGUAGACCUUUACACCGAUUCCACCGACUGCGAACCGCUUGUGCCUCAAGGAGAACCGAUCCAGAUCUCGGUUACUUUGUGGAAUCCAUUGAAGAUUUCUUUGGUUUUAAAAGAUGUAGAACUGUUGUGGCGGUUUGUAGUGACAAGUGACGACACUACAAUUGAUCCUGAAGAAGUACUGAGCAAUGAACAAGCUGUGUCCGCCGGGCAAGCUUUAGAGAGUAAUGUCAUAGUUAGCCAGAAAAUAAAAUCUGUGCUUCUGGAAGGCGAUUGUAAAAAAGUAUUAAUAUUUACUGUCACACCUCUUAGAGUUGGUCGUAUUAGUAUUCAUGGAGUGGCUUACAAACUCAUCAAUACUGGGGAAGGCAGCACUGAAAAUGGCAAUAACGUCGUAAUAUCAGGGAAAGUGAAUCUUGCGUCUGAUGGAAAAAGUCUUGAUAAACGGUUACAAAUCACUGUCAUACCAGAAGCUCCUUGUUUACAGAUGACUUUUUCGGAAACUAGUCCGGAAAUAAUAAGUGGUGAAAUGAGAACUGUUGAUGUAGAGUUCACAAACGUGGGUCCCGUCGAUAUGAACGAUCUCUAUAUUGCUGUAUCCCAUCCUGAUUGCGUCAAUCUCAUCACUGGCGACGAGGAGGAUGAUUUUAAAGUUUUGUACGAUGAAAAGUACCGUGAACCACCGACAUAUUCAGACGAGCGCGCGGCACGCACGGGCAGUUGGCGCGCGGCGGCGGCGCGGCACGUGCGCUGCGUGCGCGGCGGGCUGGCGCGCGGCGCCGCGGCCCGCGCCCGCCUGCAGCUGCGGCCGCGCGCGCCGCGGGCAGCGCUGCAGCUGCUGGCCUACUACACCACGGGCUUGCGCGCGCGCCCCUACCGCCUACUCAGACAUGUCUUCCGCUUCAAAGUGCUCGAAGCUGUGGAGUUAGCGGUGACUCCGCGACGCAGUCUGCGAAAUGUCGAUGGAGAGGUUGUUGAAAAUAUGAGCCUCGCCGUUGAAGUUAAAAAUAUUUUCAACGAAAAGGGCGAGGAUUUAACCGUAGAAGUGUUAGAAGCGUCACUAUUGAGCCGGCAGUGGCGUCUAACAGGGCUCGUUGCAGCCCGGGGCGCAGCUGAUCCACUAACUUCGCGCGAGAAACUGCACUUCGUCCUCCGAGCACGGCGAAUACUCUCAGAACUCCCAGAAGAGAAAGUCGAAUAUACCUGCGUUAAAAUCAAUGAGCACCACCCAGAUGCUGUGGCUAAUAUUAAUGAACCUCCAUACUCUAAAUUUGUGGUUGAUGGCCAGCACUCGUAUAUUGACGCGCCUGAUGCUGCUCUAGCUCAAGAAAUGUCUGGGAAGAGAACAGGAUUGAUACAGUCUAUGUUUGUUCUUCGGUGGAAAGUACAUGAAAAAACCAAUGGCAAGACUGCAGUUGGUCAACAUUGCUUGUGGUUAGAUUGUUUCACUAAAGCAAUAUCUCGAGAAAAGGAAUAUAUUCCUGGAGAAGUUCCUAUGCCGCUUGAUGAAUACGACAGUAAACUAGAUGUACGCGAUACUAACAAAAAUAAAAAAGACAACGUUGUGAUAUUCAGAUUGGAACAUUCCAAUUACAUUAACCAUAAUUUUAAUGAGAUGAAGCUAUGUUUGGUGCCAAUUACUUUAAAUCUUGUCAACUGCUACGGAAUUCCUGUCAAAGUAUUUAUUGAUAUGACCAAACAAAAAAAUAGGGAGUUGUCUGGAGAGUUGGGAUGGGCUGGUGCGCUCAGUUACGGAAACGACGUGGAAGCUAAGGAACUGGGCGUUAGCGUCAAUCUAGACAAGUUUGAGUCUAAAAAAGUACAAGUACGAGGAGUUUGUGCUGCCCCAGGAACAUAUUUAGUUGGUUCCGCCUUUUCAGUCUCCACCACGGGGGAAGACAUCAAUCUCAAUGUUUCAAAUAUCUCUAACAACACAUCUUUAUUAGUAGUUGAACAAGUUGCUUAAAUGUUUAUCUAUUGUUUCUGAAAUUUUCUUAGGUGCUGUUUAGAUUAGAAGCUUUGAUUAUUAUUUAUUUAAUAUUUAUCCUCUUUACGAUUGUAACUGUAUAAAAAUAAGUGUAUGUACUUGUAUUUAAUUUACGAAAGCAAUAAUUAUGGAAAUGUUUCAAUUCUACCUUAUCUAGAUGCUAGUGAGCGAUGUUUCUGACGUCAUAAGAACCUCGUCAAAAGGAAACUUGUUUUACCAUUAUCUUCUGUAACGUACAAGUUGGCAGCGGGCUGCACUGCAGUGAUGAUUUGGAACUUAUAAGUUUAUAACAGCGGAUCUACUGAUCCGCAGUCGAGCGAGACUGACGUCUGCCGCUCUACGACGCGAGACCUAAGUAAUUUCGUAGAAUUAGUAACCAGUAGUGUCGCUGUGACACGUUCUCCGCUGCUGCCUCAUGUCGCCCGCUGGUACAAUGACGUGUCGUGGCGACCUGUCACUGCAGUUAUGAUUUCGAACUAUAUCAGCGGUAGGGCAAAGCUGGCGUCUGCCGCUCGACGACACGUCGCUAGCUUCGUGUCGCUAAUCACGGAGUUAAUUUCACAGAAAUACGUAGAAACCAGUAGUGUCGAUGCUAUACGUCUUCUGCUUCUGCGUCAUGUAGCCCGCUCUCACCUUGUACCUUAACACUUAAAGAUUGUGCAGAUAGUGACUGCUUACGCAAAAAUCUUAUUUUAAAACUAUGUAUUAUCUCAAUAUUCCAUGAGAAAAUUAUUGUUUUAGUAGUCUUUAAAAAUGCAUCGUCGCGUCAUUGAAAAAGAAAAAUACAUAUUAGUAUGAACUGUAUAUUUUAUAUAAUUAUAAUCAACAUUUGCAAUGUAUUAAAAAGUUAUGUUAUCUAUUAUGUACUUACGCAAGUUUUAAUUAUCUUGUUAAUGGUAACCUGUUCAAGUAUUUAAGUUAUCCUUGUAUUAUAUUUUUUUAUAUAUUAAAAUUAAGCAAGUUUAAUGCCAUUGAA